GCACGGGAAACGAGGAAGAAGAACAAGCGAAGUGGUGCGAAGCGGACGCUCCGCAAGACCUCUCCAGCCCCCAGGACGAACCCUCACGACGGAGGCAGCGCCGCCGGUGACGGUCGCUCGGCCGGGUGGCCGCUCCGCGGCUGGUCCCGAGACGACCGGCGCCGCGGGUGGCCCUUGGCCGACGCAACUCGAAAAUUCGACCUCAGUCAUGUGCAUCGUGAUGACCCUCGUAGUAAUGUUCGCCCUGGUCGUGCUGCUCCAGACGCGCAUGAUCGACAACGCGUCCUUCCGCGACCUCAUGGUCCUGCGCGGCGUCACCGCGGGGCGCAAGCGCACCGGCAAGUUCGACCUGCUCGAGCCGGACCCCGGCGAAGAGGGCGUCUCGAAGCCCGUCAACGCCACCGCCACUGCUGUCGCUGCUGCUGCUGCUGCUUCCGCUGCUGGGCCUGCCAGGAAGGCGGCCGCGAGACGGCGACCGCCGUCCGGAAGCUACCUUCCCAAGCGGGUGUUUGACAACGAGGAGGUAGUUGCCAAGGACGCCGCCAUCGAAAUUGUCUCCGAAUACGCCGAUCUCCCAUCCACGCUGUUGCCCGAGAGUGCGUUGAGCCGCACGGCACGAUCCAUCUGCAUGGUUCAUGGUAGCCGAAGCGGCAGCAACAGGCGUACCCACCCGCGGACCUGCAACUGGACAGAACUGCAGCCGAGCGACCUACCAACGCACCUGUGCACAGACAUCGUGUACUGCUGCUUCGGCCUUGACCAGUUCUUCAACGUGACCACGACGCCAGAGACGCUGCGUCUCGUACGAAACCUGCCACGAAAAACGGAGGUCACCCGAUUCUGGCUUGCCGUUGGCGAUGGCGAAGCCUCCAACGGCAAGUUCUCGGUGGCUUGCCGCGACGAAAAAUCGGCCCUCACACUCGCCAUGAACAUCCUCAGCUGGCUGAAGGCACAUGACUUCGGCGGCGUCUUCCUGUACUGGACGUACCCGUCUCUGCAGGAGACCCAGCUGCACGUCAAGCUGCUGAAGCUGAUGAAAGAGCUGUACAAGCUGACGGGCAAAUUGGUCGGCGCAGUCGUACCGUACGAGCAGCAGUUGCGAGAGCACUUUGAUAUGCCGGCCUUGGUUGCUCUUCUCGCCCCGUACAGCAUCCUCGUGACGCCACCAGUGACGGCCGCCCAGCAGCCUUCGUUUGCGAGGACCUUCGCGCCAUUCAAGGUGGACUUUCUAUACAAGUACAACCGCAUCCUCUGGGAGACCAAGGACAACAUCCUUCGCAAGGACGGCAGGUACCAUCUCUGCUACAUGACGUCCCUUGCCGGCUGGUCCUUCACCAUGGCUCGUACUACAAACAGAAGCGACGCCGGAAAUAUGGCUCUGGGUCCCGGAAAGGCGUUUCCUGGAUCGGGACAAGCUGGCCGCCUGGCGUUCGAUGACGUGUGCAAGGCCACGUACGAAAUCGAAGAUGACACCAAGUACAGCGUGGUUGCGAUCAGUGGUAGGGACUUUGUGGCCUACAUGAAUCCCAGGAUGUACCGGAAGGUGCUGUAUGCCCUUGCAAACGCUACAAAACAUGGCGGCUGCUUCGGCAUUUGGGACAUGAACUGGGACGACUACUGCGGUUUCUGCGGUUUGGGCAAGUUCCCUUUCAGCGGCGUCCUUUACAACGCCCUGUUCGAAUCCGGCCGGGUGAAAUAAAAGAACCCAGCU
This is a messenger RNA of Dermacentor silvarum, 1711 nucleotides long. RefSeq names its product oviduct-specific glycoprotein. Gene Ontology annotation, cellular component: extracellular region. Lineage: Eukaryota; Metazoa; Arthropoda; Arachnida; Ixodida; Ixodidae. Gene Ontology annotation, biological process: chitin catabolic process; carbohydrate metabolic process. The record is from RefSeq and is a predicted model, not a curated record. Gene Ontology annotation, molecular function: chitin binding. The coding region runs from base 209 to 1699 and encodes 496 amino acids. The transcript is spliced from 2 exons.